This is a messenger RNA of Anisakis simplex (herring worm), 3381 nucleotides long. The record is from the annotation of a GenBank genome assembly. NCBI's taxonomy places the organism in Eukaryota, Metazoa, Nematoda, Chromadorea, Rhabditida, Anisakidae.
AUGAAACUAGACGGAAGGAAGGAAAUUUUUGGUGCGGGCAUUUUGAAAGGUAAACGGUUACUGAAGCGUGGUGUCGCUGAAUCGUUUGUUUGUGCGGGUCAGUUGGAUUCGGCGUGUGAAACACGAUUAUGUUACGAUGCGAUCGACUUGAAACAGGAUACAAUUCAAAGCGGAUGCGCCAACAAAGAGCAGUGUAUCGAGCCAGGAUGCUUUAUGCAUAACGAUCAGUUCGUGUGCUGUUGUGAGAAUCCGAUAUGCAACGGCAAAUCGGAAAGUUUGCUUCGAUCACGUUUAAUGAUGUGGACAUCAGGCGAGUUCACAACACUACCCAUCCCGUCAAGCACAAUCGAAUCGCAGUCGCCAUCAACCGAAGCAGAGGAGGAGAUAAGCGUAUUAAAGUUCGAGCCAGGCGUGGUACAGUCGACUGAUGAGGAGCAUUCUUUAGAGCAAAAUGAAACUGACGAGCAAUUGUCGCAUGGUGAUGAACAUGAUGACGGAGAGCUUGAGCACGAUGUGAUGGUGACUGUAGUGAGUGAUGAAGCAGAAGGAGACUUAGAGGAUGAACACACCACCGAAGCCGAGAGCAAGCAUGAGGAGGAUCAACACGAAGAAGUAGUCGAUGAAGAGGAGUUGAAACAAAAAGCUAAUGCGAGCAAGCAACAAGUGGAAGAAGUUCACCUGUUGGAGCCAUUUGAAGAAAUUCUCAGAGAUCAGCUCGAAUCAAAAUUGGACGGUGAUGAGGAGUCGGAUACUGUGAAAGCGGACGAAACUGAUCAAGAAAACGGAUCAGAGCCAUCGCAAUCAACGACGAGCGAAUCUGAGAGUGCAACUACCAGUAGUGAUAGCGAAAGCAGCGAAACUGUCGUCACCGAAGCGUCUGAUAGCGAGAAGCCGACGACCGAGGUCAGUUCAACAAUAGCUGCAACUCUAUCAAGCGCAGAUACAACUACAGAAUCUGGAGCUGUAAUUAGUGAACACGAAAGCGAGCCAUUACCAGAGGAGGCGUUGAUUGGCGAGGACCAUAUAGCAGCAGCAGCAGCAGAUCAAUUCGAAGGGGAUGAUGUCGAUGACGAAGAUCAUACUCUAGACGAGUCGUUAUCGGAUGAUAGUGAGAGUAAUGUUAGGGAGCAUUUAUUAUCGCCAUACGAUGAGGAUUUCGAUAAUACUGGCUCAGUAGUGGCUGAUGAACAUGUUCCCUUUGAACACGAAGAAAAUAUUGAAGAAGCAGAGCUAGUUGGUGAGCGAGAAAACGAGCAAGAAGAAAAAACGGAACAUUUGGGAGAGAGUGAAACUGUGAAGGAGACUGAAGAAAGGGAAGAUGAAGCAGGAGCAGAAUGUUGUAAGCACGAGAACAAGACAGAAACAGAUGAAGCGGUUGAAGUAGCACCUGAAGAGCACGUUAAUUACUCUCAUCCCGUAGAAAUACAUCAUGAGGAUGAAUCUGAAUCGAGUAGAGCGUUGGUGGAAGGUGAGGGAAAAACAACUGAGGAAGUGGCAUCAGUAACUGAGUCGGACGAUGGUUUGCAUUCAACUGGUAUGACAGUUGCAGAGGAAUUGGAGGAAACUGAUGGUUUUACAACCACUGAAGCUGCCAUUGCUGAUGAUGAAACGACUGAAGAGACGGAAAUAAAAAUUUUGAAGAUCAAUGAAGAGUCGGAUAGAAGUGAUGAGGCAAACGAAGAUGAAGGUGAUCACGAAAAAGAAGAAUAUCCAGAGGAACACGCCGAAGAAGAGCAAUUAAAUGAAGCAGUUGAAGAGCCGAUGCCAUCAGUAACUGAAAUAUCAAAACUCAAGAAUGAUUCUGACGAUGGUCAGGUAGUGUUAUUAGAAAAAGCUGCUGAACUUGGUGAGGGCAAGGAUUCUGAUGAUUCUCUAGAUGAAUUAGCGGUAACAACAGCAACAACUAGUAUUGAUGAGACGAAGGAUGCUGCUGAGAAGAUUGAAGAAGCAUUGCGACCAGAAGAAGAAGAAAGUGAGCAUGAAGAAAUGAGUGGCGAAAAUGAUAGGCUCGAAGAUGAGCAUUCAGAGGCGAUGGACUUGAAGCAUUUCGAAGUGAAACUGGCGAAUGUGAGUGGGCAAGGGCAAGCAUCGAAUAGAAGUGAUGACGAUGAUGGCUUCGUAAGCAGUGCUGAAAUUACAGCUACAGAAGCCGAGCAAGAAGUUGAUGAAGAGAAGAAGCACGUUCAUGAUGAUGAAGCGGCGUUGUUGGAAAAAUAUGAACAUCAUCCAAAACAUAUUGAGGAGCAUUUGAAGAAGCCAGUCGUUGAUGAGUUGCAAAUGAAAGCUGUUGAUGAGGAAUCGUCGUCGUCGUCGCCGUCGUCUAAGGGCUUGUUGGUGGCUGAAGGUGAAAGUGCUGAAGAAAUGAUGAUGACAACAAUGGAGGACGAGCAUUCGUCAACCGAAAAGUAUAUGGAUGAACAAGGAGAAGGAUUAACAGAUGCAAUUCAAGAAGAAGGACAAAUCGGUGCAGAAGACGAAUUACUCGUCAAAGAAAAGGAAUUUGGAGAAGAGGAGAUUAAGUCGGAAGGUAGGCCAAUUCCAGUUGAAAGUGAUCAUCAUCAUGGCAUAAUGGAAGGAUCUGAAGAAGAAGAAGAAGAAAAACUGCAGAAAAUAGACGACGAUAUUGUGUCGCCAAUGAAUGCUUCUUUAGAUGAGCAGCAGCUUUAUCCAGAUGGUGUAGAAUUUAUCGAGAGCCAACUAGAGGAUAGUAGUAGAACAACAUCAGAAGCAGCAAUAGUUGAUCAAGAGGAUCAUUCAAGUGUAGGUGCUGAACGUGUUGACGAUGAUCAUGAUCUCGAAUCGAAGAGUGGCACCACUCAAUAUCAAGCAUUCGAAGAUUCAACGCAACGAACAACGUUACGAAAAUUGGUUGAGAGUAUUUUGAGUAGUAGUACGGUUUCACAAGGGCAAGAGGAAGACGAGAUGUCGUCAGUUGGUGCUCGUUAUAUUGAUGAAGAAGGAGUGGCUGAUCGCCGUCAUAAAUCAACAACAAUUCGGAUUACACCACCACCGCCGUCAGAAAAGACUUCAUCGAAGAAACCAUACACUGAUGACUAUGCGACAAGUGAACGAAAGAAUCAAAAGAUUAAGCGUAUCAAAGAGCCAGCGGACGGAGACAAUUCAGAAAGCAAAGAAGUGGCCGGUGUUCCGUGGUGGUUGGUGACGUUAGCCGGACUUAUAACGGCUUCAAUUAUCGCUGCGGUCGUCUACAAAUUAAUCAACGAUCGAAGAAGACGAGCUCGUCGAGCGCACGCAACAGAUGGACAAGAGAUGACUCCGUUGAACAGUGGUACGAGCACUAAGAAUAAUGCCGACGAAACAACAGCUGCAAACGAUACGGAUCGUCUUCGUGAGGACGACGACACCACCACCACCGCAUAA